UGCCCCGAAGGUCCCCCCAAGAUGCUCGGGAAAUAGUGCUCGGGGCUGCACGUGGCAGCCCCCGGGGACUCGGUCCCCAGAAGGUUCGCGCAAGAUCGUUCAAAGACUCAAAGGGCCCCGUCGCCAGAGUAUCAUCCAGUCAAGGGCCCGAUGCCGCAUUUAAUAGGCGCGCGUGGCCUGGCAUUCUGACAUCCUGACAUUCUCGGCUGCCCACGCCCCAGUGUCAGACCCGGCCAUGCCCUGGCUGGGGGGCGUGGGUUCAUUAAAUGCACGGGUCCCGUCCCGUUUCCACUUGCGCACCUCGGGAUAACGUUACCAGAAUCGAAGCACUCGGCCUGCCACCCUGCCCUGGCAGGAGAACAAGACAGAGUGGACGCACCGGGCACCUCUGAGGCUGUCCGGUGGGCUUUUUUUUAUGGCACCCCGAAGCUUCCGCAGCGGCUAGUGGUCGAAUGCGCGCCGCCUUCCUCCACCGCCCCUGUCACUUCGCCAAAGUGAAAUGAUUAGACCUUUCUCCGUGGCACCUGGGCACUCGCGUCCCCUCUUUCCCAUUCAGGAUAUGUCGAGGUCGGCGCAUCUAUAAAAGAAAAAGAAGGGGGGCACCAAGAAGGGGACGGAGAGACGAACAACGAAAAAGAGGAGGACAAGAGAAAAACAAGAGGUCAGUCGAAGAACAAGAAAUCACCACCCCCGAUCACAAGACAAUCAAGAAACCAGCUAGCUAGAACAUAAGAGCCUCCUGCUCUUUGUAAACAGCUCUCCCUCGAGAACCAGAUAUACCCUUGAAGGAUCUCCUUCAAGGAUAGAUAUAACACUCAUACAGGAGUAGGGUGUUACGCCUCCGCGCGGCCCGAACCUGUCCAAAAACCCGGUGUCCCCGCAAGCCAUCGCAUUUUAUUUCCUUUUCCGCUCAUUUCCCGUGCAAGCUUUUCUAGGAUCAUCCCCCCGGCCGAAUCUCUAAAAAGGGGUCUCUCGGGAUCCCUGCGACAGGAGUUCGCUCUCCGACAAACACCUAUAUAUACAUUUAACUAGAAACUCAUAGAUUUUCAAGCACUUCAAGAAGGUGGCCAACGACACCUUUCAUUCCCUUCAUCCGAUCUGGAUCUAUGUUUCCAUUUACGCGCAGCAUAUUAUAGCAAAAUUUCUGUUCAUCCCUCUCUUUAGUCUAUGAAAUUUAUAAACAUUUUCCCCCAUUUUAGCUAUUAAAAUGCUCCAUUUCGUCCAGACUCAAUGGAUCUGGAAGAAGUCCUUGAUCGGUUUGGGUUUGAUCUUGCAGAGCCUGUGCAGCCACCUGGGCUUAGCAACAUGCUCAUGCUCAUGCUCCAUCGCCUCUACCUCCACAACUACCAACAGAACCCUCCCCCCCCCCCCCCACCGGCGGAGCCGCCCGCUGCCACACCCAUACACUCGAUAGGCGAUUCUACCAUAAUAUUCACAUACCCGAAAUGAUUUGGAGGAGACUGUUCCGUACCUCCUGUAGCCACUCCUGGUCACCGGCGCGCCGCCUCCGGUGAUGUUGCUGCUUCCCUCCACACGUGCACCUGGGGGCAGCCUCCAGGAUACUCUUACCGUCUCUAUCAACCUUCCUCCGCCCUCGCGUGUGCCACCGUCGCUGCUCCUCGCUUUCGCCUCUUCGGCCCGAACGCGCGCCCGUAACCGCCUGCUCCUACCCCGCAUGGGAACCUCUCUCUUAUCCCAUCCAACGCUGACCCGCGACGGGAAGCCUUUGGAGCUCGCGUUUCAUUCUCAUCAUGGUCCUUUUCCAUUGUGAGGGGAAUGAGAACCGCGAUGAGAACCUGUUGGAGAUGGCCUUACCCUCUCGUGUCUCAUCCGAGCAAGGUGGUGACUUUGAUCAUAAUAUUUUUAUAAUGCAUUUUUCAUGAUAAUAAGAUUAUGAUCAUUGUAAACUACUUUCAAAUACUAAUAGAAGGGUACCAAUUUUAUAUCGCAAAAUCUUUGUAGGGUUAGACUAAUUGUUAAUUAAAAAUUAAAAAAAAUGAAUCUUGCAACGCGUGUCGGCGUGUGCACCUUAUAAAAAGAAAUAGAGUAGCUUCUUUUAACGGCUUUGCAAGUUAUACAAAUGUUGGUUAUUUGAUUCAAUUUGUCAAGAAAAAUAUGACUUCUGCUUUAAUAAGACAAGUGGUAAACUCCACGGUUUGCCGCCCAAAAACUUUGAUGCUCUUGAGCUCUUCUCCUGUGCUGCCGUACAAAGCACACACCGACACACGUGUUCGCUCGGCACGGUGGAUGUGGUCUGGCCGGCCGCCGUGAAACGCAGGCGGUUCUCUAAUCAGUCUGCGCGAAAGCUGCGAGCUCGUUUCGCUGUGUGUGGAUUAACCCAGACGCCGUGAAAUCCUCGUGCAACUGGGAUGGGAAUCAAUAGGUGGUUAUCCAUCCAGAUACUCUUGAGGUUUGGACGCGCACGUGCAGCUCCUGCGCAUGAGUGACAGGACGCGGAAUUGUAUCGCCACCUCUGGGCUCACGAGUUGAAUUCGCCGUUUCCAAGCCGUCGGCUGGAAAUGCAACUCUCUAUGGACGUGCAGAGAGGAACGACGCAGACUAUCCGUUUCCUCCCUCCGCCUACGCGGCUGAACUGAAGCCGUCGCGUUUCCUUCCUCAUGGCCAUGGGGAUCUCCUCCUCCGCCGCCGCCGGAGCCGCCCUCCUCGUCGCCGCCCUGCUGCUGGUGCUGCCGCCCACGGCGGCGCCCUUCUCCUUCACGUAUAACUUCACCUCCCCCUCGGACACCCCGCCCCCUGGGAUCGCCUUCCAGGGGGACGCCUUCUACAACAAGGCCGUCCGCCUCACCCGCGACGAGCGCCUCGGCCCCAUCACCAGCAGCGCCGGCCGCGCCUUCUUCUCCCGCGCCGUCCCGCUCGCCGACCCCGUCUCCCGCCGCCCGGUCUCCUUCGCCACCGCCUUCGCUUUCUCCAUCGCCGCGCCCGACCCGGCCUCCGCCUCGGGCGAUGGGCUCGCCUUCUUCCUCUCCCCGUUCCCCUCCGUCCUCCUCGACAGCUCUGCCGGGGGACUUCUCGGCCUCUUCAACUCCUCCUCCGCCCGCGGGGGCGGGGGACGGCUCGUCGCCGUCGAGUUCGACACCUACAGGAACGAGUGGGACCCCAGCGACGACCACAUCGGCGUCGAUCUCGGCGGGAUCGUCUCCUCCGCCACCGCCGACUGGCCCACCAGCAUGAAGGACGGCCGCACGGCGCACGCGCGCGUAGCGUACGACGGCGACGCCAAGAACCUCACCGUCGCGCUCUCCUACGGAGACGCGCGCCCCGCCGCCACGGACGUCCUGCUUUGGUACGCCGUCGAUCUGAGGGACUACCUGCCGGACUCCGUGGCCGUCGGAUUUUCCGCCGCCACGGGCGAGGCCGCGGAGCUGCACCAGGUGCUGUACUGGGAGUUCACCUCCACCGUCGACCCCAAGGAGGAGACGGUGAUCUUGUGGGUGGUGCUAGGAUUGUGCGCGUUGCUUCUUGUGCUUGUCGGCGCAGGGGUCGUUUGGUUCGUGAGGCAGUGGAGGAAGGCCGGAGAACUCAUCGACGGUGACAUCGACAUCGACGACGUGAUGGGAGGCGAUUACGAUGAGCUUGCCGAUGAGUUUGUAGUCGAGAGCGGCCCGAGAAGGUUCCGGUACGGCGAAUUGGCGACGGCGACGAAGAAUUUCGCCGAGGACAGGAAGCUCGGGCAGGGCGGGUUCGGCGCCGUGUACCGGGGCUUCUUGAAGGAGCUCGGCUUGGAGGUGGCCAUCAAGAGGGUGUCCAAGGGCUCGACGCAGGGGCGCAAGGAGUACGCGGCCGAGGUGCGCAUCAUCAGCCAGCUGCGCCACCGCCACCUCGUCCGCCUGGUCGGCUGGUGCCACGAGCACCGCGGCGACUUCCUGCUCGUGUACGAGCUCAUGCCCAACGGGAGCGUCGACCACCACCUCUACGGCAAGAGCGUGCUCCUCACCUGGCCGAUGCGGUACGACAUCGCACUAGGCCUCGCGUCGGCUAUGCUCUACCUCCACGAGGAGUGUAUGCAGUGCAUUGUCCACCGCGACAUUAAGCCGAGCAAUGUCAUGCUGGACGCUACCUUCAGCGCUAAGCUCGGGGACUUUGGCCUUGCCAAGCUUGUUGAGCAUGGCAGCCAGCCAUACACCACUGCCCUGGCCGGCACAUUGGGCUACUUAGCGCCAGAAUGCGUGAUGACAGGCAAGGCAAGCCGGGAAUCGGACGUGUACAGCUUCGGUGUCGUGGCACUGGAGAUCGUGUGCGGACGACGGCCGGCGGAGCUCACUGAGGAGCCAAGCAAGGCAAGGCUGGUGCCAUGGGUGUGGGAGCUGUAUGGGAAGAACGCCCUUCUUGAAGCAGCAGACUGUAGGCUAAUGGGGCAGUUUGAGGAGAAGCAGAUGGAGCGUGUGGUGGUUGUAGGAUUGUGGUGUGCUCAUCCUGACUAUGCGCACAGGCCAAGCAUCAGGCAGGCCCUGAACGUGCUUAAGUUCGAGGCGCCAUUGCCUGUGCUGCCACCGAAGAUGCCGGUGCCGACAUACUUCCCGCUGCCUCCUCAUUUAGUUGCUCCGAUCUCUGUUGAAGGCACGUCCAGCACCGAUGACCCAGGUGUCAGUGAUUAUGGAUCCUCAGGGUCUCAUAAUGCCGGGAAAGGUUCGUCAGUCACGCAUAGGCUACUGGAGCCAUGACUUUCUUGCACUUGGGUGCAUUUUUUGCCAAGAUUUUUUGAUGUUUCAGUUUGUUAUGUUGCUUGGUGUUUUGGCUGCAUACGUGAUGGACUGAUUAUACGAAUUGAGAUUCGUUUGUACAGCAUCAAAAUAUGCUGAAUUGUUGAUUCGAAGGAGCGGAUAACGUGAAAUUGCUUGUACU
Messenger RNA from Phragmites australis (common reed), 4863 nucleotides. RefSeq names its product L-type lectin-domain containing receptor kinase IX.1-like. NCBI's taxonomy places the organism in Eukaryota, Viridiplantae, Streptophyta, Magnoliopsida, Poales, Poaceae. The transcript has 2 exons. Gene Ontology annotation, biological process: protein phosphorylation. The record is from RefSeq and is a predicted model, not a curated record. The coding region runs from base 2619 to 4682 and encodes 687 amino acids. Gene Ontology annotation, molecular function: carbohydrate binding; ATP binding; protein kinase activity. Gene Ontology annotation, cellular component: plasma membrane.